Carassius auratus (goldfish) is the source of this 1362-nucleotide messenger RNA. It is a transcript of the gene xcr1b.3, whose product is annotated as chemokine (C motif) receptor 1b, duplicate 3. Gene Ontology annotation, molecular function: C-C chemokine binding; C-C chemokine receptor activity. Gene Ontology annotation, cellular component: membrane; external side of plasma membrane. The record is from RefSeq and is a predicted model, not a curated record. Gene Ontology annotation, biological process: immune response; positive regulation of cytosolic calcium ion concentration; G protein-coupled receptor signaling pathway. The transcript has 2 exons. Bases 318 to 1346 code for a protein of 342 amino acids. NCBI's taxonomy places the organism in Eukaryota, Metazoa, Chordata, Actinopteri, Cypriniformes, Cyprinidae.
CACACACACACACACACACACACACGUAUAUAUAUUUUUGAAUAUUUGAAGUAAAACACCAGCUUUGCCUUUUAUUUAUAACAAGUUUAAGAAGAUAUAGUGGAAAUUAUUGGAGAUAGUUUUUUCUAUUUUGUUCAACGAUUUACUUUAGGAUGAAUGUGUAUGUGAAAGGAGAUAUGUGUUAAAGUGUUUGGUGUUAAUAAGUGGGCUGGACGUUCGUAUGUCUGAAGGAAGAAACAUGCAUGAUUUCUUCAGUGUCUCUAUGAGAGACAACAGCGAUAUUUCAAGGAACAAGCCACCACAGCAACCAAGACGAUAUGAUGCAUGGAGAGAUUUUACACGAGGCCUCCAAUAUCAGCUAUGAAUAUGACUACACAUAUGAAGAUUAUUAUCCUUUGGUUACAUUAGAGGAGGAGAAUUUUGCGUUUAGGAUAAUCAACGCCGUUUGCUACUGUCUCAUCACCUGCAUCAGUCUUCCUGGAAACAGCUUUUUGCUUUGGGUGGUCUUGAAGAAAGUGGGUUUGAGCAGCUCUGCUGACUGUUUACUCCUCCAUCUGACAGUCUCCGACCUCAUCUUCUCCUUCACGCUGGUUCCCUGGACCAUUAAUCACAUUUGGGGAUGGAUUUUUGGAAAUCUGGCCUGUAAUCUGUUCACCUGGGGCAUCUUUUUGGGCCUGUACAGCUACAUGAUGUUCCUCACAGUCAUGACAGUCCAUCGAUACGUGGCGGUGGUGUAUCCGGUGUUCGCUUCAUCUAUAGGGAACCGAAGCAGACUUUACACACACAUCUCGUCCGCUGUGGUGUGGUUGAUCUCUGUGGGCUUCAGUCUGCCUGAAAUGAUCUUCUCUGGGACUGUGGAUGGUCCUGAUGGUGUAUUUUGCGUUCCCAACUAUAACUCAAUGUUUAUGGAGUUGUUUGGAUACUUCUCUCAGAUAAUUCUCUUUUUCCUGUUGCCGUUCCUGGUUAUUGUGUUCUGCCACACACGGAUGGGAUUUGCCAUCCUUCAAAGUCGCAUCCGAAGCAGAAAUCACGCCAUAUGCAUCAUUCUAAGCAUCGCCGUGGGAUUCUUCAUCUGCUGGGCACCGUAUAACAUCUUCCUCUUCCUCUUGUCCUUGAGGUCUUUAGGUGUUUUUGCAUUGAAGGAAAGUGUUUGGGAGAUCAUCUACUGCAUCACUCACAUUCUAGCAUAUUCCCACUGCUGUCUGAAUCCACUCAUCCACAUCUUCGGAGGGAAGAAGUUCAGGAAUAACCUGCCGUGGAGCAGAGGUUUCCGUCGGCUCUCGCAGAGGUUCAGCACGCAAACAUUCAGCAAUCCGAGCAGCUUCUCGGGCCAGUUUCAUCUCUGAUCAUGUCAAAGGGCAA